Molecule: messenger RNA, 645 nt
Organism: Ostreococcus lucimarinus CCE9901
Lineage: Eukaryota; Viridiplantae; Chlorophyta; Mamiellophyceae; Mamiellales; Bathycoccaceae
Exons: 2
Coding region: 1-645 (214 amino acids)
Biological process (GO): DNA replication; DNA strand elongation involved in mitotic DNA replication
Cellular component (GO): GINS complex
Source: RefSeq, a predicted model, not a curated record
AUGGCGAGCACGAGCUUCGGCAAGAAGGCGUGCGAACUCGUGCGAGAGAUCGCGGAGAGCGAGGCCGGGACGCUACCGCCGUACAAUCAGGAUUUAAUGCGCACGAUCGCCGAUCAGUGCGCGGACCACGGCGAGGCUAUGCAGACGCUGGCGGUUCAGAUUAACGAAGUGAACGACGCCGAGGACGACGGCGCCGAGGACGCGGACGCGAGAGAAGAUAAGACAGGGUCGUUGCGCACGGGGAUGUUCGCGCAUCAUCAGGCGAUAUUGCGGAAUAAACGCGCGAUGUUGGUGUACCUGAACGAGCGCAUGAACAGGAUAAAAGAUCUUCGAUGGCAAAUCGGCACCGGUUUGCCGGACAACGUGUCCUCCAACCUGAGUCACGGCGAACGCGCCUUCUUCACCAAGUACUCGGAAAAUCUGAACGAAUACAUGCGAGAGGUGGAUUUGAACUUGACGUUAGAUUUAGAACCGCCGAAGCAUCACAAGAUACAGGUGCGAUGCUUGGAAGAUCGCGGGGAGUUGUUCACCAGGGACGGCUCGGUGGAUCUCAAGCGCAACACGGUGCACUUGAUGUGGAGAGAGGAAGCGCAGCCGCUCAUCCGCGAGGGCGUCCUCGAGCAGCUCGACGACGAUGGGUGUUAG